This is a messenger RNA of Procambarus clarkii (red swamp crayfish), 1615 nucleotides long. Its product is annotated as oplophorus-luciferin 2-monooxygenase non-catalytic subunit. Gene Ontology annotation, molecular function: protein binding. NCBI's taxonomy places the organism in Eukaryota, Metazoa, Arthropoda, Malacostraca, Decapoda, Cambaridae. The record is from RefSeq and is a predicted model, not a curated record.
UAUAAGAACAGCUGUGGACCAGCACACGCCACCUUGCUGACAGCCGCUGACUGCGACACAGAGGCCGUAAGAUGGUGUUGAAGAUUGUGGUGGUGUGUGUGGUGGUGGUCCUUGGUGUGGGAGAUGUCACUCCCGCCUUGGUUAACCCCGUCCAGGACUCGAACCCUCAGCCUCGAGAGUGGCCCUGCCCGGACGAGACGGACUUUCUGCCUUGUACCUGCACCUCGAACCAGAACACUGAUCUCAAAAUUGACUGUUCAGCUGUAACGAGUAAUAUAGAGUUGACAAGAGCGUUUAGCGUAAUAUUUCCUUUCACGGAUUUUGUGGAGCUGAGAAUUGUACAGGAUCCGUAUGAUCCUGAUUACAAUCUGAACGCAUUAGAUCCAUUUGUGUUCGCUGGCCUGUCGUUUGAAGCAGUCAUCAUCCAAGGGACGAAGCUGUCAGAAGUGCAAGACAGUGUCUUUGAAGACUCGCAACAUUUUCUUACGUACCUAAACCUUGCAAAAAAUGAAUUAUACUCAUUUCCAUUCGACACGCUUGAACUGUACACAAAACUCUCUAGUUUGGUCCUGGACGACAACAACCUCCCUGAACUCCCAGACCUCUUUUCUCCAACACUGCUGUCUCUCAGCAUCAACGGGAAUGUAAAUCUGUAUUUCUCAUCUGACGUCUUCAAGAACGCUCCACGGCUACAGACCAUAAGCUUGGCGCGCAAUAACUUGGACACCCUCCCACCACACGUCUUUCAUCCCCUAGAUAACAUCACCAUCAUCAACCUGGAGGGAAAUGGUCUGACCUUCCUGGAGGAGGCGACCUUCGACUCACCAAGGGACACAGUUACACAGAUCAUUUUGGACAAUAAUAUGAUCGACUCAAUUGACAACACCUCCGUGCAAGGUUUGACCCCAGACGCCCUCGUUUCCCUAGUUGGGAAUGAUGUUAGCGAGCUCAAUGAGACCAACUGGAGAGUUCUCUUCGACCAGGUGCCCUCGGGAACCAUCGACCUGUCAGAAAACCCUCUGGUGUGCGGGUGCGACAUGGACUGGCUGUUCCUGGCCCCGUACGACACGUACCGAGGCGUCCUCACCAACACCACCACCUGCACAGAUGGCAGUCAGGUGCGCUACCUCGAUGAGAGCUUCUUCAUCACCGAGUGCGCGUCAGAUUCUUCAGAUUAUUUGUUCUACGACUGAAUGCGUUCCUGAAGGUCCGAGCACCAGUUCGAACGGAUUGAACACAAAACGAGUUAUUUAAUUUCUAGGUUUCUCCUUAAUGUUCGGAAAUUAGGAUAAACACUGGUUUUCAUAUGUAUAUAAAAGACCAUUUUAUUGUUUAUAACAAUUUCAUGUUCUAACAUGUUUGGGUUAGCUUUAGGGCUUAAUUACUGAUGUAUAAUAUGCACUAUGUUACAUACAAUAAUUGUCCACACACACACAUUUAUCUAUAUAUAUAUAUAAAAUAUUAUAUACAUUUAAUAUAUAUAUUUAUAAUAUAUAUAAUAUUAUAUAUAUAUUUAUAAUAUUCAGUAAAAUACAAUGUAUAAUGUAUAAUAAUUUAAAUGUAUAAUAUGCAACAGCAUCCAAUAUACUUGUAAAAAUACACACACCGUUCAAUA